GGGCGGUUGCCCGCGGCCAUGGAGGACGCGCUGCCCGCGGGGCUGCUGGAGCUGUGCGCGCUGGUCGGCGUCCCCCGCGAGCAGGCUCGGGAGGCCAGCCAGGGUUUUCAGAAAAAAGUAAGAAGCCUACCUCCCCUUGAGCCAGAAGUUCUGUCAGUUUUUGUGCCUCCUUUUACCAGCAAAGAUGAGAGUCAAGCAACUACCACAAAUUGUAAUAACUUCAAUAAAAGUAAACGACGUUCUUUCCGGAAAAAGAAAGAUAGGCCUAAGGCUGAGAACGUGAAGGGUCUGAAUGCGGACCACAGAGUGCCAGAUACUGAAGAUAUUAGUGUUCCCAAAGAUAUUGACCUCGUUGGCUUGCCGGAGCUAUGCUUCCCAGGAGGACUGUAUAUAAGUUCUGAAUCAAAAGAGGACCACAUCCACUUCCUGGUUUUCACAGAUGUCUGUGGUAACCGAACAUAUGGUGUUGUUGCACAGUAUUAUCAACCUAUUCAAGAUGGAUGCAUUCCAGCAAAUGGGCAGGCCCACUGGGAAUCCGUGCAGACUGGUAAAACGUUUGCCUGCUUUGUGCCGUUUGCUGUGUGUGUCAUCUCCAGAUAUCCAUACUUUAAUGCUCUCAAGGACUGCCUAUCUUGCUUGCUGGUACACCUGAGACCUUUCAAGGAUUUAGAUGCUGAAGAUCAUAUAAAGGAGUUUGCAGCAAAAUUAUUUCUAAUACCCAGUCCACCACCAGGACCGCUACAUUUGAUAUUUAAUAUGAAACCACUCCAGAUAAUAAUUCCAUCACGGGAGGAUCCAGAUAGCCCAAUUAUUGAUUUGGAUCUUCAUCUUCCAUUGCUGUGUUUCAAACCAAAACAGGUGCUACAGGUUAUGACCUGCAUCCUAACCGAGCAGAGGAUUGUUUUCUUUUCCUCUGAUUGGGCCCUGCUAACUCUUGUAGCUGAAUGUUUUAUGUUGUACCUUCAUCCUCUUCAGUGGCAACACACUUUUGUACCUAUACUGUCGCAUCAAAUGCUGGACUUUGUAAUGGCUCCAACAUCUUUUCUCAUGGGAUGUCAUGUGGAUCACUUUGAAGAAGUUAGCAAGGAAGCUGAAGAUUUAAUUCUAAUAAACAUUAAUAAUGGUGAUAUUACAUCUUCAAAAUUGUCUGAGAGAGAGACUGAAAUUCCAGAUGUCCCUUUAGAAGCAGCAGAAAUUUUCAUAAAAAGGGUGGAGAGCCUUCAAUUGCAUUAUGAUCUAGAACUCUGCCACCUAACCUCCGGUAUAAACCUCAGUGAGCUACAAAUGCGUAAAAGGGCUUGGCAGCAAAAGCUGAAUACUGAAAUUCAGCAGAUCACUCUGCAGUUAAUUUUUAACAUCUUCAGGGAGGUAAAAGACCAUCUAAAUUAUGAACACAGAGUGUUCAAUAGUGAAGAGUUUCUGAAAACAAGAGCCCCAGGGGAUCAGCCAUUUUACAAAAAGGUGUUGGAGACAUACAUGUUUCACUCUUUUCUUAAAGCACGUCUAAACAGAAGGAUGGAUGCCUUUGCUCGGCUUGAGUUGAGUACUGAGACUGAAGAAGAUAGAUUAAAUUUGAUGCUUGAUAGCCCAAGAAGACCAACUAUGGAGAAAAUGACUUCAAAACGAUUUAAUCCUCACUACAUGAUUAGUAGGCGUAUGGUAAUCAGCAUGCCCAAUCUGCAAGAUAUCAAGUCCCAGGAUAACCCUAUUAAGAAUUCCUCACUUCGAAGAGCAGAGACAGAGCGAGCCAGGAAGUUCUCACCUAAAUCAGUUAGUAUGUUCAGGAUCCCAGAAGUUCAUUUCCCUUUGGUGAGCCAGUGCGUCCACUCCUACUACACAGACUUUAUCAACCACCUCAGCCGAACUAUAAGCAACUUGCCACCAGAUAAUUCAGCAUUGCUUGCAAGGUACUUCUAUCUUCGGGGGCUCAUUAGUUUGACAGAAGGAAAACUACUGAAUGCACUUUCAGACUUCCAGAAUCUCUACAAAACAGACAUAAGGAUCUUCCCUACUGAUCUUGUGAGGAAAAUGAUAGAAACCUUGCCGCCUUCUGAACGUUCCCAAGCAGAUCGCAAACCAGAGCUGAAGAGGUUGAUCAGUCAAGUGAUGGAAAAACAAAGAGAAAUGACCAAAGUAGAUGACCAUGUGAAAAACUUUGAAUUGCCAAAAACACACAUGCAACUGGAUGAUUUUGUGAAGCGAAUCCAGGAAUCGGGGAUUGUCAAAGAUAUUGAAACAAUACAUCGGCUAUUUGAUGCCUUAACAGUAGGACACCAGAAGCAAAUUGAUCCUGAAACCUUUAGAGAUUUCUACAACUACUGGAAAGAAACAGAAGCAGAGGUUCAAGAAGUUAAUUUACCACCCGCUGUAAUAGAGUACUUAGAUAAAAAUGAAUGUGUGUACAAGUUAUCCUGCUCAGUUAAAACUAACUACGGUGUUGGAAAAAUCGCCAUGACCCAGAAGCGAUUGUUCCUUUUGACUGAAGGAGGACGGCCUGGCUAUGUAGAGAUCUCCACUUUCCGGGAUAUAGAGGAAGUGAAGAGUACUACUGUAGCUUUCCUUGUUCUGAGAAUACCCACUUUGAGAAUUAAAACAGUAUCCAAAAAGGACAUCUUUGAAGCUAACCUUAAAACAGAGUGUGAUCUGUGGCAUCUAAUGGUGAAAGAAAUGUGGGCCGGGAAAAAAAUGUCAGAUGAUCACAAGGAUCCUCAUUAUAUUCAUCAAGCGCUGACUAAUGUCCUCCUGAUGGAUGCUGUAGUUGGUGCACUGCAGUCCUCCAAAACAAUUUAUGCUGCCUCCAAGCUAGCUUAUUUUGACAAGAUGAAGAAUGAAGUGCCCAUGAUGAUCCCCAAAACUACAUCUGAGACUCUAAAGCACAAGAUCAAUCCUUCGGUUGGUGAGACUUUUCCACAAGCAGUAAAUGUCUUGCUUUAUACACCAGGACAUCUUGACCCAGCAGAAAAACCUGGAGAUACCUUUCCAAAAUUAUGGUGUGCUUUAAAUGAGGGGAAGGUAGUUGUGUUUGAUGCAUCUACCUGGUCUAUCCAGCAGCACUGUUUUAAAGUGGGCAGUUCUAAACUGACUUGUAUGGUAAUGGUAGAACAGAGCCAAGUAUGGAUUGGUUCUCAAGACUCCAUUAUUUACAUAAUCAACACACACAGUAUGUCUUGCAAUAAGCAACUAAAUGACCACCGUUCUGAUGUGAUGGACAUCGUUGUAGAGCAGAGGAACAGUAUACCCAGCCAAGCGUAUUCAUGCAGUUUAGAUGGGACGGUGAUUGCUUGGAACAUCAGCACUUUGAAAGUAAACGAUAUAUUUCAGCUGCCCUGCCAAAACCUCACUUCUAUCAAACUCCAUAAUGACUGGCUGUGGUGCUGUGCGAGGAGCUGCAUACUGGCUGUGUCAACAAAUGGGUUUCAACAGGAAAUGAAAAUUGAACAGAACCUGAAGGAUAUGUGUUCACCUUUCCUCUGCUUCCAGCUGUUUCUCGAGAGAGAUGAGGUCUGGACAUCGUGUUUUGGGAGCAGUGACCUGUGUGUUUGGAAUAUAACAAAUCUCUCAAGCAAACCUCAAAAGAUUAAUCUUCUGGAUUGCUCUGAGGUCACCUGCAUGAUAAAAGUGAAAAAUCAGCUCUGGAUUGGCAGCAGAGGACUAUCCCAGGGCAAAAUCAAAGGAAAGAUCUACGUGGUAGACGUUGAAAGGAAAAAGGUGGAGAAGGAGUUGGUGGGCCAUGCGGACACGGUGAAGGCCCUGUGCUCUGCUGAGAACAGAUACAUCCUCAGCGGCUCUGGGAAGGAAGAAGGGAAGAUCGCUAUUUGGAAAGUUGAAUAGUUUCACUUCCCACAUGUACAGUUUUAUAAAUUCCCCUUUUGGAAAACUUUGAUAGUUUGGGUUUUGUUUACUCCAGCUUCACUCCUUGGUUCUUAACCGUCCAUCAGUGUUAUUUCUAUUGUAGUUUAGUUAUUUGAGCGGUUACUACACCACUAUGGUAAACCGAACCCCAAGUGAAUUUCUGUUUGCAGCUUGCCUAGGUCAGCCUUGACCUGCCGACAGAAUAAAAAGUGGAAAACAGAAGAGAAGUUACUGGCUUUUAGACGUCAGUAUGCAUUUUGCAUUCUAUAUAUAUUAUUUAACAUUAACAUUUUGGGCCAAAUUCUUUGCUUAUGUAAACUGACUUCAGCCAGGAAAUAAUAGGUCCAGUAAUUCCAUUUCAGGUUGUUCUCAAUAGGGAGAUAAAAUUGUACAAAAAAACACUGCUCUUAAUGAUAUUUUGUCUACUGGACAGCUUGUAACAGUGGGACCUAUUUAUUUGAAAAAGAAACGUAAAUUUAAUGUAGUGACUGUAACUAGCCAUUCCUGCCAUCUGCUUAUCGAUGGUGCUGUAUUAUUGAACGUGCACAUGUAGACAUAGAUUUCUGUACUAGCACUUAGGAGUGGCAAGAUAUUUGGAUAUUUUCAAGUACCUGUUUACUUUUGCACUUCUUGGAGGAAGGCAAUUUUAGGAAUACUUGAGAGCUCUUUGGCAUGCUUAGGAUGAAACUGCCACUUCAGUUCCUUAUUUGAAAUAUUUAAUUUAGUAUAUUUAAAUGUCAGUAUCACACGUGCCUGCUGUUAGGAGCAGUGCUUUUGUUACUAUGCAAAAAAGUGACUUGCUCCACACGAUCCCACACCACCCCCUUAGUGAGACGGGCUGCGGUUGCUCAUUGCAGAACAUGUCUAACAAGGAGUUCACAUUUGAUUCUUGAAUCGGUCACAAGACUACUUAACAGAUGAUACAAAAUUGUUACUGAAAGUAAAUGCCGUUGUAUUGUCAGACAGUAAAUGCCGUUGUUUCCUUGUCUGGAGUUCCCCAGGAACGAAGUUUCCUAAUCAUUUCCUUUCAAGAAGUUAUGGUAAUCCUGAGGUUAAACAUUAUGAAUAGAAGAUACUAAUGUUGAUAGAUGUCAGAAAUAGGCAGAUCUGAGUUGAGAAACCAUAUUUGUAUGCAGAGUGGUUGUAUACAUCUCUGUAGAAAUAUGCAAUACUAUGAAAUACUGUAAAUAGAUGAAGAAAAUCAGCUGCUAUUUUUGUAACAAAUAUAAAAUUAUAGCACUGUAGGCUUGAUGGAAGUACUGUAUACAGGACUCCGGAUGAUAGAGCCUAUGUAACUAUUUUAAGUCUUUUUUUUUUUUUUAUUCGCCUGAAAAAAGGGAUUGUCACUUUAUAAUAGCUGAAACUGUGCCUUUUCUGGAAAAAUAAGAAUA
Molecule: messenger RNA, 5243 nt
Organism: Alligator sinensis (Chinese alligator)
Lineage: Eukaryota; Metazoa; Chordata; Crocodylia; Alligatoridae
Gene: DENND3
Product: DENN domain containing 3
Exons: 23
Coding region: 19-3831 (1270 amino acids)
Biological process (GO): regulation of Rab protein signal transduction
Cellular component (GO): cytoplasmic vesicle
Molecular function (GO): protein binding
Source: RefSeq, a predicted model, not a curated record